AUGCUGUCGGAGGUGCAGCCCUGCCUGCAGCUGCUCCGUAUCGGCACCGCCCCGCAGCCCAGCCCGAGGCCGGGCCAGGCCCCGGCGCCGACACUCGCCCGCGACCUCUACACAUUCCUGCCGGCCGGCCAGCGCUGCACCUUCCGCCUCGGCCGCCGGGCCGACCUCACCGACCUGUGCCUGAGUUCGGGGCGGGCCGAGGAGCUCAUCUCCCGGGUGCACGCCGAGCUGCAGGCCGAGAGGGGGGCGGCCGGGGGCGACUGGAGGGUGCACAUCGUCGACAGGAGCACCAAUGGUACAUUUGUGAAUGACAUCCGGAUUGCCAAAGGCGAGAGGACGGAGCUCUCAGACGGAGACACUGUCACGUUUGGCCACCCGGAUGCUGUGAACAUCCCGGAAGGCUCCUUGGCCGCUCAGCAGGACUCGGAGUUUUACUUCCUCUUCCAAAAGGUCCGUGUGCGCCCGGCCGACUUCGAUGCCAUCACCGCCGCCUCCUGCAAGGUGCAGAGAGCCGGCGGGUUCCGGCCGGUUUGCCUGUCCCCGCAGCGGGCCCGCAUCCGGAGCUUCACCCGGGCCCCUGCCGCCUCCCGGGCCACCUUGAUCCUGAACUCCAUCGGCAGCAUCAGCAAACUGAGGUCGCAGCUGGUGGUGCUGCACUCGGAGACCGCGGCGGGCGACCCGGGCAGAUCCCGCCCCCUGUGCCCGGCUGCCCGGCGACACCCCGCCGCCGCCGCCGCCGCCGCCACCCAGGGCGGCACCGCCCCAGCCCUGCAGGGGACGUGCGACCGGCCGGUGACCAAGCACCGGCGGAAGACCGUUCACACCGUCCUGCCGGACCUGGAGGAGGAGAUCCAGCGGUUCACGGUCGAGGUGCAGCAGAGUGCCCCGAGCCGCCGGCACUGCAAGUCCGAGUCGGAUGUGGACGCAGACCUGUACCGGCAGCUGACUCUGGGUGUCCGAGCGCUGUCACCCGAACAACAGCCCACCCUCAAGAAGCACAAGCUGGAGCCCGGUGCCCACGUCCCCCGAAAUGCAAUAGAGAAUGCACACAUCACCCCCACUGGGUAUGUCCCUGUGCACUCCUCGUGUGUCACUUGUUACCGGAGGUUGAAGGACCCAGGCUCCGGAUGA
Messenger RNA from Rhincodon typus (whale shark), 1131 nucleotides. It is a transcript of the gene tcf19l, whose product is annotated as transcription factor 19 (SC1), like. Gene Ontology annotation, biological process: regulation of gene expression. Gene Ontology annotation, cellular component: nucleus. Gene Ontology annotation, molecular function: protein binding. The record is from RefSeq and is a predicted model, not a curated record. The coding region runs from base 1 to 1131 and encodes 376 amino acids. NCBI's taxonomy places the organism in Eukaryota, Metazoa, Chordata, Chondrichthyes, Orectolobiformes, Rhincodontidae. The transcript has 2 exons.